This is a messenger RNA of Linum tenue, 1251 nucleotides long. Lineage: Eukaryota; Viridiplantae; Streptophyta; Magnoliopsida; Malpighiales; Linaceae. The record is from the annotation of a GenBank genome assembly.
ACAUUUUCAGCCCUUCUUCAUAGUAACCUCUCCGAGCAGUCCCCGGCUAAAACCUCCGCUGUUUCUUCUUCCCACUUUCUGCUGUGCAAUUGGUUUCCAUUAGCUCUUCAACUCCACAGACCACAGCUCCGUUCAAGAUGGUGACCAAAAGGCAGAAAUUAGCCCGAAGGAAAUUCAAACAAGAGAACCCAGCUCUGUUCCCAAAGCCAGAGCCGACGCCGCCGAAGGACCCCAACAAGCCGAAGAAAAAGAAGAGCCUGUUCAAGCGCAAGAAGAAGAACACUGAACCCAGAGAUCCCAGCAAGAGAAGCAAAUUCACGAAGCGGCCCCUUAGAGUCCCUGGAAUGAAGCCCGGGGAUACUUGUUAUAUAUGCAAAUCUGUGGACCAUAUUGCCAAACUCUGCCCCCAGAAAGCUGAAUGGGAGAGGAACAAGAUAUGUUUGCUCUGCAGGCAGCGGGGGCAUAGCCUCCAGCGGUGUCCCAAUAAGGAAGAUGAGACGGUGGGUGCUAAGCUGUGUUACAAUUGUGGCGAGUCUGGACAUUCCUUGGCUAACUGCCUUCAGCCUCGUCAAGAUGGUGGAACCAAGUUUGCUAAUUGUUUUAUCUGCAAUGAACAAGGACAUUUGAGCAAGGACUGCCCCAAAAAUGCUCAUGGGAUAUACCCCAAGGGUGGUUGUUGUAAAAUAUGCAGCGGGGUGACCCAUUUGGCUAGAGAUUGCCCUGAUAAGGAUCAAUGGUUUACUCCUGCCAAUGAUAGACAAGCAUUCCGAAAUGUCGAAAGGCCAACAGGGAAGCUGAUCAAAUUUAUAAGCGGGGAUGAGCUUGCUGACGAUUUUAUGCUAGAUAGUAGUGCAUACAGCAGCGAGCAAACGGGGAAGUCAUCUGAUACGAAGGAAGAAGCUACAAAAUCCAAGAUGAAAAAAGAGCCCAAAGUAGUGAACUUUGAAGGGUAGGAAGGUGAUGGUUGCUUAGACUUAUAACCACCCGGCUUCCUGACAUAUGUCUCAGAACUCAUAGAAGUGUUCAAGUUCCUGGAUAGUCUUCCCCUUCCCUAGCAACACCAAUUUGCUUUGUCAAAUUCAAGGUUUUGUUUACUUGUGUUCUCGUUUGAGCCCAAAGUAGAAAAUUUCAGAGAUUUGGGACAUAAAGAAUCAAUUUUGUUGGGUCAUAAGAAAUUCCCAGAACUUAUGCAACUCUUUCGAGCAAUGUGGAUUGCUCCAAAAAAAAGACACCAUCUUCAUCAGAAUCGGC